UCCAGGAACGCGGAAGUAGUGAACCUGUCCAGGAAAAGCGCGGCAGGUGGGACUGGACGCAGGAGGAGGCGGCCGCGCCUUCGGUGAAGCGACCCUGGCUGAGCGAGGGCUGCAGGGCCCAGGCCCGAGUCGGUGGGGGCGUCGUGGCCGCAUGUGGCCUGCAGGCCGAGGCCGGCGGACGGACACGGGCCUGGGCGUUCCUGAACCGGGACGAGCGCCGGCCGUGCUUCUAGACUGAGGGUUCCGAGGCGGCGCUCCGUAACCCCCGCCUCUCCAGGUCCCGGGUUUACCUGGAGGCUCGGCUUCGGGGGAAGGUAUCAAGAAACUGAUAAUGUUUCCUUGAAUUUGCUUCCCUGUUCGCUUCAUCAAUGUCUCUCCUAUUGAAUAUCUUAAGAGAGAUACUGGAAUAUUUCGGCGUUCCCAUGGACCAGGUUUUGCAGACUUGGGGAAAUAAAGGCUAUGGAUCAGCUCGGAGUAUUGUUCGUAUUAUUGGGAAAAUUCUUCCUUUAGAACCUUGUCACAGGCCUGAUUUUGAGUUGAUCCCACUCUUGAACUCUGUAGACUCUGGUAACUGUGGAUCUGUAGUUCCAUCUUUUGCUGAUAUCUUGUGUGUGGCAAAUGAUGAAGAAGCCAGUUAUCUCAGAUUUCGAAAUUGUAUAUGGAAAAAUGAGGAAGAGGAGAAGAGUGAAGUUUUCCAUCCUUUGCAAUUAGUUUGGGAUCCACUGUCACCUGCUCCAAGAUAUAACAAACCAGUGAAAAAUCCUCAGCCUGUAAAUGAAGCUGCAAUUAAAAAAAUAGCUGCCCUUGAAGAUGAGCUAACUUUUCUUCGCUCUCAGAUUGCUGCAAUUGUGCAAAUGCAGGAGCUGAAAAACAGCACAAGUUCUGGAUCCUUUGACUCAACUGAUGGGCCUGGUGGUCUGGGACAAGUGCCAUCAUCAGGGACUGCUCGACUGAGUGUCAGACCAGAUCCAUUUUCAAGUGCAGUGCUUCCCGCUCCUCCUCCUCCGCCCCCGCUGCCCCCUCAGCUUUCUUCUCUGCGGCCUCCGUGUUCUCUUGUGCAGCCAGGAUACAGUGUUAUUUGUGACUCAGAUAAUUCAGCAACUGAAAUGAAAAAACAGCAUCCAGGUGCUAGUAAGACCAGUAAUAGUCAUUCAAAAAGCCAGAAAAGCAGAGAUGUUCCCCACAUGUUGGAUGUUCUGAAGGAUAUGAAUAAUGUUAAACUUCGUGCUAUUGAACGGUCACCUGGAGGCAGACCCAUUCACAAGAGGAAAAGACACAGUUCACAGUGGGAUCCAGUGUCUUUAAUAUCCCAGGCUCUUAAGCAGAAAUUUGCGUUCCAAGAAGAUGAUUCCUUUGACAAAGAAAAUAGGUCUUGGGAGUCUUCUCCAUUUUCUAGUCCGGAAACUUCAAGGAUGAGCUCUAAUAAUGUAAAUUUGGACAUCACAUUUCACAGUUGGAAGGACAGUGACCUAAAGGAAGAACUGAUAAACACAAAAGGUGUUGUGACCAAGGUGUGAACAGCACAAGCUGUGUCCGCACUUACAAGGAGAGACUGCAGAGAUAUACCAGCAUGCCUUUCGCUACAUGUUAAUCUUCUGUUGAUGAAAUUAAAGGAAGCCUGUGCACCAGGAUAUAUUAGUGCAGAAGUCUGAAAAGCCUUGACCCUUAAGAAUACCCAUUUCUGGUUUUGGACAUUCCAGCCUUUGAAUCUUUUAAAAAUUGGUAGUGACCUGGUUUACUUGGCCUCCAGGACCUUGGAGAUUUUUAAAGAACAUAAUUGUUUCAUUAAGAUAGUCAUAGCUUGAAUCAAUAGGUUGAGCCUCCCAAAUAUUCUUCCUGAAGGUGAUAAUUAUUCUUAGAAACUGAUUUGAUAAAGGCUAGUAUUUAAAGAAUCUUCAUAAGUUUUGCCUAUACUUGCUAUGUAAAUACAUAUGCCUAUCAUUUUAUUUCCUUUGUUCCUUAUUAGUUGUACUCUGUUCCUUUGUAUAUAAAAUGUAAAAAAAUGUACUUUUGUAACUUGGUUGUGUUUUGUAGCAAUUCAAAUUCAUUUUUUUUCUUACUACUUGGUUUAUAAAGUAUGAACUUGUUUUUUGAAAGAGUUCUUUAGGUAGAGUUUCUUGGGUAAUGUAAAUGAAACAUAAGUUUGAAGUAGAUAUUUUGUGCCUCUGCCCAUUUACUAAUGUGAUAUGGAAAUUUACAUGUUUCCGUAGACCUCCAGCCUGUGCACCAGCCAGAGAGCUUAGGUUCCAUUUGAGUGGACUCAGCACCUACCCUUUUGCCAGGCUCCCCUCUCAGAAAAGCCCAGUCUUCCCACAGUUUUCUUGUUAACGUGGUAGAGUGGGUGCCUAGCCCUCCUCUCCAGCCCCUUUCUCCUGGUUCCUUCCAGUUAGGAGCUGCCAUGCAAUAGCUGUCUGACCAUGAGGUAUGGGCUUCGGAUUACAGAGAUGUGAACCCUGAUAUUGCUGAGCUGUUGAACCAACACCAGCAGUCGCUGUCUUCAACUUCCUGUUAUAUGAGAAAGACUAACAAGAAAAAUGUGCCUUGUGGGUUUUCUGUUACUUGCAGCUGGAAGCAUUCGUAAUUCUAGGGCAGGUAUGGCAGUGUGGCUUUGAGCCUGCCUGCUAUUCUGUGUCCUUUUGUGAGGAUUCUCCCUGCUGUUCCUGCCCCUCCUGUACACUUCUCACCCUGCCUUUUGUCCUUUCACUGUCCUUGUAAUUAGAGGUCCCCCCGCCCCAUGAUGUAACUGCUUUUUAUCUCCCAAGGUAGCUUAAAUGUUCAGUUUUAUAGUUUCCUUAUUAAAAAAUGUAUAAUGAACAGCUCCUCCCCAACAACCAGCAGGGACCUUUGGAAGAUACCACCCCCUGCCAAGUGAAGUAUAUUUCCUGAGAUAGCUCAAGUUGAUUUUUUUUUUUUUUUUUUGGACGGGGUGCUUUUCUGUCCAUUUCAGAAUGUAUUUCCUGCCCGUGCAAAACUACAUUUCAGUACCACGAUACCACCAGGAUCGAGUUGACCAUGGGCUCACCUCUGUUGAGAAGUUUGACUUCUGGUGUCCUGGGAUAUGUGAGCACAGGCCUUGAAAUUCUGGAAUGGCCCAGACUUGGGCUCCUGGUGACUGUUGUGUCUGCCUUAGAGUUCCUCAGGGUUAGGGAUUCAGUGUAGGCCUUCACCAUGAAUCUGUCCAUAAAUUAGCUAAUACCUCACUAUUUAUAAAAUCAUAUUUGAUUGCAUUUUAAGUUUAUCCAAAUACACUAUUGUUAUUGGUGGAAGUGGAAUUCUUGGGAGAUGCAAGGAAAAGACCAUGCUUUUAAAGUCUGGCCUUCCCUUUGCUCUCUUCCAAUUAUUAAUAUUAAUAACUAGCUGAUUAUGAUGAUAACUAUGAAUGCUGAAAUAGUUUCUGUUCUUGUAAGUUGUAUAAAUGCUAGCUGCCUUUCCUGACAUUAAAACAAUUCUCUCACUUGCC
Miniopterus natalensis is the source of this 3460-nucleotide messenger RNA. The record is from RefSeq and is a predicted model, not a curated record. NCBI's taxonomy places the organism in Eukaryota, Metazoa, Chordata, Mammalia, Chiroptera, Miniopteridae.